AUGGGCAUUAAGGGACUGGGAAAAUUCAUCGGGGACUUUGCGCCGCGCGCCAUCAAGCGCCAGGAGGUCGGCAGCUUCACAAGCCGCAUCAUCGCGAUCGACGCGUCGAUGUCGCUGUACCAGUUCAUGGUCGCGAUUCGCGAUGGAGACUCGUUCGGAAACUUCACAAACGACGCGGGAGAAUGCACGUCGCACAUCGCUGGCAUGUUAAACAGAGCAAUCAGGUUGUUGGAGCAGGGGAUUCGUCCGGUGUACGUAUUCGACGGCAAGCCCCCCGAGCUGAAGUCUGGCGAGCUCGCGAAGCGGCGGGAAGUGCGCGACGCAGCGCAGGCGGCGGCGGAGAAGGCGAAGGAGGAAGGCGACGCGGAGGAGCUGCGGAAGCAGAUCGUGCGGUCGGUUCGCGUGUCUAAGCAGCACAACGAAGACGUCCAGCGGCUGCUGCGGCUGAUGGGGCUGCCGGUUGUCCUCGCACCGUGCGAGGCGGAGGCGCAGUGCGCGGAGCUCACGAAGAAGAAGAAGGUCUGGGCGGCUGCGACCGAGGACGCGGACGCACUGACCUUUGGCGCAACGCGCUUGAUUCGGAAUCUGACCUUCUCAGAGAAGAAACCCGCGGCUGCGGUCGGUGCCUCGGGGUCGGCGGUCCUAGUCAUCGACUUACCCGUUCUGCUGGAGGAGCUGCAGUUCUCGCAGGAGCAGUUCAUCGACUUCUGCAUCCUCUGCGGCUGCGACUAUUGCAGCACGCUCAAAGGCGUCGGCGCGAAGACCGCCUACAGCCUCAUCCGCGAACACGGCAGCCUCGAAAACGUCCUCAAAGCCGUCGACCCUGAGAAGGUGCCGGAAAGCUACCCCUUCCGCGAGGCUCGCGCCCUCUUCAUCGAACCCGAAGUGACCCCCGCGGAAGAUAUCCAACUCUCCUGGGGAGACGUCGAUGUCGAAGGCCUCAAAACCUUCCUCGUCAAGGAAAAUCAAUUCAGCGAGCAGCGCGUGGAGAACUACAUCCAGCGGCUGAAGAAGGCCAAGGGCAAGACGUCGCAGACGCGUCUGGAGUCGUUUUUCGGCGCGGCGACGACCAAGUCCUCGUCGCUCAUGCAGAAGCAGCAACUCGAGAAGCAGAAGGAGCUGGAAAAGAAGAAGAGCCGCGGCGUCCGCGGCUUCGCAACCACCGCUAAGGCGAAGAGCGCUGUACGUACAGCAGCGGCGGAGGGAAAGGCGAAGCAGGCGGCCGCGGAGGCGGAGCCCCGAAAGGAGCCGAAGAAGCGCGCGCCUGAGGAAAAUGUCGACCGCGACGACGCGACGGCCGCGAAGAAGGCCAAACACGAGGGUCCCGCCGCCGCAGAGGCGCGCGGGAAGGAGGAAGAGCCGCAGAGCGAGAAGACUGCGCCGCAGAGCGAGAAGACUGAGCCGCAGAGCGAGGCUGCGGAAGCAGAGAAGGGAAGGGGAAGCCCUGCGAAAGCGGAGAGCGGAGAUCAGCUGAAUCCCGCGAGUUCAGACGCGAAAUCCGCGCCCACGAAGGAAAGGACAGAAGAGGCUGCGGCCUCUCCGUCAGCCACUGGCGGAAGCCUCUUCGAAGACGGCGAGGGAGAGGAAAACAUCGCGCCGAGUGAAGUUUGCGCGUCGUGA
This is a messenger RNA of Besnoitia besnoiti, 1620 nucleotides long. RefSeq names its product putative flap structure-specific endonuclease 1. The record is from RefSeq and is a predicted model, not a curated record. Lineage: Eukaryota; Apicomplexa; Conoidasida; Eucoccidiorida; Sarcocystidae. The transcript has 3 exons. Bases 1 to 1620 code for a protein of 539 amino acids. Gene Ontology annotation, molecular function: 5'-3' exonuclease activity; DNA binding; 5'-flap endonuclease activity.